Molecule: messenger RNA, 1815 nt
Organism: Verruconis gallopava
Lineage: Eukaryota; Fungi; Ascomycota; Dothideomycetes; Venturiales; Sympoventuriaceae
Exons: 4
Coding region: 92-1480 (462 amino acids)
Biological process (GO): meiotic chromosome segregation; kinetochore organization; attachment of mitotic spindle microtubules to kinetochore
Cellular component (GO): Ndc80 complex; kinetochore
Molecular function (GO): protein-containing complex binding
Source: RefSeq, a predicted model, not a curated record
GCAGCCACCACACCUCACAUUGCACAACUGAGGUAACCCUCUGUGUUGUCCCAAAAUACGAUAAAUUGAAAUCCUUUGAAGGCCAGAGAAAAUGGACUUCAAUGGACGGAUGAGCAUGGCGCGUUCGUCGCAAGCGCCGGGCGGGGGUCGCAAACAACAAGAACCGGAGGAUGCCUUUAUGAUGCCCGACUCAGAGCUCGCGUUGUGUAUCACAGAGAUCGGUAUCCCGUGCACGGUGGACGACCUUCGCAGACCGAACCCGCAACACGUUCAGAAGAUAUUCGAGUACUUUGCCUACAUCCUGAUGAACAUCACCAGAGACGUCGUCUCGCCUGCGAUGCGCGCCGCAGCGGAGGAAAUCGUGGGGCCGGAUGCAGAUCGGCUGUACAGCGCAGACACUAGAGACCUCAUGGGCUUCUUCGUCAUGCUGCGCAAGCUUUUGAUGGAGUGCUCGAUUGACGACUUCACGUUCGCCGAUCUGUACCGGCCGACAUACGGGCGCGUCACCAAGAUACUGUCUUACAUCAUAAACUUUGUGCGCUGGCGCGAAUCGCAGACGAGCAUCAUCGACAAGCACUUCGACGAGGCGGAGCGUACCAAGCUGCGGGUGCAGCAGCUGUACGCCGAGAAGGAGAACCUGGAAGCGCGCCUCGCCCAGCUGCAGCGCGAGCGGGCCGGGGUCGAGAAGGCGAACAGGGAGAAGGAGCAGCAGUUUGCCGAGCUGAAGCCGAACCUCAAGAACCUGAUCGAGAAGAAGGACCGGCUGCAGGACGAGUGGAACCGGUGCCAGCAGGAUCUCGACCGGCUGAAGCAAGCGUACGAGGAGAAGGCCACGGCGCUGGACGGUCUGCGCGAGGAGGCCAACCGGCUCAAGCCGUACACGCUGCAGAAGCUGGAGACGCUCGAGGCGAACCUGCGCGAGCUGAACGCGACGCUCGCCGCCGAGCGGUCGCAGAUCGACUUUCUCGACCGCAGGACGCGCGCGCUGCAGACGUCGUCCGACUCGUUCGCGACCGUCGCGUCCGACGUCCAGUCGCUGCACCGGCUGCUCUCGGACCUGGCCUCGGACCUGCAGAAGGAGGAGGAGGAGGCCUCCAAGGCGGCGCGGCACAGGGACGCCCUGUCGGAGCGCGCGAACAGCGUCGAGGACGUCGAGCGCCAGGAGCGCAUGAUGCAGAAGCAGCUCGAGAGCAUAACGGCGCGCACGGAGAAGAUGCGGAGGAACGCCGAUCAGAAGAGCGAAGAGGCCAAGGCGCGCAUGGAGGAGCUGAGAGGCGUGAUCGCAGAGCUGCUGAAGGAGAAGCAGGAGACGAGUCGCCAGGUCGAGAGAAGAAAGGUGCGCAUCGAGCAGCUGGAGAAGAAGAUGGCCGAUCUGAAGGAGCAGAUUGAGCUGGAAGUGCAGGCCGCUAAGGAGGAAUACGUGAAGAUGGAAAGUCAUAUCCGAUUAUACAUCAAUGAGAUGGAACAGGCCAUGACCUAGUCUUUUCUUUCUUGGAACAUGUCUUGACCACUCUUCCACAUGAAAAUGGCGUUGGUUGGGUACCGAGGAUUGUGAUGGGACGGUGCUGAAAUGAGAAACUAAGAAGAUACCACGGAUCACGGCACAUACACAGGACGAAUUAACGGUUCUCACUCUUGAGAAAUGCUCUUUCUCUCUUGGUUUGUUGUUAAUAAUAAGACAAAGCCAAUCGGGCUUUCUUGCUCUUUUGCUGAGCGUUUUGGGUCUCGUUAUCCUUGAUGUCGUGAAUCUAACCAUACAUGCAAAGUACCCAUAUAAGCCUGAGACUGUUAUCAGACACCCACCCAAGAAGGACG